CGUUUGCGCACCACACAUUGCAACGCACUUGCAUUUUCGCAACUAGCCCCGGAGCGCAAGCAGCAGCAAGAUUUCCGUCCACAGCAUGGGCAGCAGCGACAUCGUCGAGCCGGCACAGCCGGAGCAGCAGCAGGAAGAGACCGUGGCUAUGGAGGAAGCGACUUUCAGUGUGCUUGUGGCGCCUCCCGCUGGUAAGAGCGGCCAACCUGUGCGUUUGGAGAGUGUUAGCCUUUCGGACACCGUCGUAGCACUUCGCCAGCUCAUUGGUGAGUUUCCAGCGCUUGCAUGCUACACGUGCUACCACUUGGAGGCAAAGAGCCUUACGGAUGACAGCUGGCUGCCGCUUAAUGAUUUCGUGGAGCUCAGCGAGUACGAGAAUGUGACGGAUGGUGUCACGCUGCGCAUGGUGCUGGACAAGUACGACGCCCGCAAGGCGCGUGCUCAAGUGCGUCGCUUCCGUGAUGUGCUGAGCAACCCCCCGAUUCCUCAAUCUGCCGUGGAACCCGAGGCCCAACCGGAGACUGCCGACAAGGUGGAGGAACCUGCAGAGGGCGAGGAGGUGGACGAGAAGAAGCUCAAGGAGAUCUCGGAACAACAGCUCAAGCGUCUGCGUGAGAUUCACCACAAGCUCGAGGGCAUCGAGAUCCCCGUUGUACCGGAGCUCUCGGAGUUCUACUCGUUCCCUGGUGCCACCCCUACGGUGAAGGAGGAAACGGAGCAGACGGAAAUGCCUGCUAAGGGUAAGAAGGGGAAGAAGGGAAAGAAGAACCAACACAAGCAAAAGCAACAGCAGCAAAACGAGACCAGCCAGCAGAAGGAGCACGAGCAGCAGCCGGAUGCUAAGCUCCCUGCUUGCGUCAAGAGCAUCGUGUUUUCGGGCUACAACCCGCCUCCAGGACCGCGCAAGCUGGCGGGCGACCUGCUCUACCUGGAAGUGGUCAUUGCUGGUGACAACACACGCUACCACAUCACGUCGCACGUCAACGGAUUCUUCGUCAACCGCUCGACGGCCACCAAGUUCGACCCGCGUCCACACAAGACUGCUCCAGCCCACUCGCACCUGCUGGUGGACGUAUUGAGCAAUGCGUCGCCAAAGUUCAGGGAGUCAUACGCUGCUCUCCUUACCAAGGCUGCGUCUCUGGCCAAGGAGGGACCUUCUUCGAUUGAAUGGAUGGUGGCUGCUGGUUCCAACCUGGGCGGUAAGCUCCCGUGGAACACGCCUGUGACUACAGCGACGGAGGAGCACAGUUACGACCUGAACCGCGCUGAGGACGAGCUUUGCACCACUUAUGGCAUGGACGAGCGUGGUGUGUUGCGCGACUGGAACGAAGAGUACCAAUGCUGUCGUGAAUUGCCGAAGAAUACAAUCAAGGAGGAGAUUGUGCGUGCUCGUGUCAUGUACAAGAUCGUGACGGAGUUUGUGGAGGCUGCGACGCAGGGUGCAGUGGCUAUUGUGGAGGGGAACAUUCCUCCUAUUAAUCCCAUGGACGACAAGAGUGCUCACGUCUAUGUGUUUAACAACAUCUUCUUCUCGGUGUCCAUUGAUGGUAAGUCUACUAAGGAUGCUGCUGGAGGCGAGGAGAAUGCCUACUCCGCUGCCAAUCGCGACCUGCAGGGCGUCAAGGCAUUUAAUGAAGCGGAUGUCAAGGGUCUGCACACUCUGGCCACGACCGUCGUGGACUACCUUGGUGUUCGUGUCAUCGCCCAGAGUCUUAUCCCGGGAAUCCUGAUGGGAGACGCUGCCUCGAAGCUUGUGUACGGCUCGGUGGACCACGGAAAGACCAUUGCGGCCAACAGCAAGAUGCACGAGCUCAUGCUUGAAGCAGGCAAGAAGCUGCACAUUGCUGAGCGUAGUAUUAAACCCCUUGGUAAGAGUGAAGAAGACUUGGCUGCUGAGAAGGAGCAGGAAGCUUUAGGCAUUGCUCCUGUGAGUGGUGGUGAGGCCAGCACUGACGUUGCAACCAUUUGCGGUGCCGUAGAGGCCAAGGGAAUCCAAGGCUCGGACGGACGUCUGUACGUCUUGGAUCUCGUCCGCAUUACUCCGAAGGACUGGACAUUCUACAAGCAACGUGAUGCUGCUCUGAAGAACACGGGGGAAAAGAAGGAUUCUGCUCCUGAAGAGGACGGGCUAUGCUUCACGCGUAACGACGAGGGCUAUGCUGCUCUGUUGCGACCGGAACUGGUUCAGCUGUACUCGCUCUGGAAGGAAAACCAGGCCCGCCGUGCCAACCGCGAGGCCCGUAAGGCAGCAAAGGACGCUAAGAAGGCUGAGGAGGAGAAAGAGAAGCAACAGAAUAGUACUGAAGAUGAUGGCGAGAAGAAGGACGAUGCUGCUACCGAGAAGGAGACUGAAGAGACCGAAGAAGAAGAGGAGGAGGAGGAAGAGAUCCCACCGGUGCUGCUCAACCCGAACGUCUUCAUGGACUAUGCGGCUUCCACUGAUGCGAAGCAGCUCGAGGCUGAUGAGGCAGCCGCGAAGGACGCUGCGGAGUAUAUGCAGCGUAUCGUUGUACCGGCGUUUGUUGCUGAUGUGCGUCGCGGUGCUAUCGCUCCAGCUGAUGGCUACGCUCUCACGCAGUUGAUGCACUCUUGCGGUAUCAACAUGCGUUACCUGGGUCGUUUGGCCUCGCUUGCCAAAAAGCUGGAGGCCAUUAGCGGUAUUUCCAAGUACUUGCUGGAGAUGUUGGAGGUGGAGAUGAUUGCGCGUGUUUCGAAGCACAUCCUGGCUGAUGUCUUGAACUCCAACGACUCGAUUCGUGCGGCCCCUGGAACGGCAAUUGUGAAGCUCCUCAAUGGCAUUCUUGGAUCCAUCUCGGCUGCUGCUGCGGACAGGACCGACGAGGCCAAUGGCACCGAUGCUACCACAACGGCCUCACUGGAUGCCAAUACGCUGUGGACGCGCAUUGACAAGGAGAUUAAGGCCCGAUUUGACUACAAGUUGACUCUGUGGGGUCCUGGCCGUGACGAAUCUCGUGGCGAGGAUGCUGCCUUCCCUGCUGGCCGUGUCAACAAAUCGGUCAUGCUGCGACGUCUGUGCCAGCGUCUGGGUCUGCGAGUUGUGAGCCGUAACUACGAGUUCUCGUCAUCGUCGCCGAUCAGCCUGGAUGACAUCACUGGUGUCGUGCCUGUCGUCAAGACCUCCUUGCCUGCACACCCGUUGGCUCAGGCGAAGCAGCUCCUCGAACGUGGUCGCAUGCACUUGAGCCAGGGCGCUCUGUCGAAUGCGUACGAGUUCCUUCAAGAGUCAUCGUCUCUGCUCUUCCAGGUGUGUGGUGCAGCCCACGAGGAUGCAGCACUCUGCAGCUCGUCGCUCGCUACUGUGCUCUACCACGCUGGUGACGUCGCCGGGGCUAUUACACAGCAACAACGAGCGUUGGCACUGUACACGCAGCUCCAGGGUAUCGAUUACCACGACACGGCUUACGCGCACGCGAACUUGGCGUUGUUCUUACACGCGAACGCCCAGACGGACCUGGCAGUGCCGCACAUCCGCCGCGCGAUUUACCUGCUGGAGUUCUGCUGCGGCCCUCACUUCCCUGAGAUUAGCUCGCUCUACUUCAAAAUGGGUAUGAUGUGCCAGGAUGUGGGGCAGAUUACGUUGGCACUCAUGUGCCACCGCGAGUCUCUUCGUCGUGGUGAGUUUGACCGCAACCAGGCGGCUAACGUUCUCCACCAAAUGGCUUUAGCGUGCAGUCUAGCUGGUGGCUACCGUGAGGCUCUGAUGUACGAGAAGAAGGUGUACUCGCUCAUGAAGGAGGCGUUCGGAGACGAGGACCCACGAGUAAUUGAGUCGGCCAAGUUCAUGGCCAAGUUCACGGAGAAGGCCGUCGAGGGUGCAAAGGGCCGUCGGGAAGUGGACGCUGCUGAAGCCGCUGAUGCGAUUGCCAACGAACUGCUCGGUGAGCUUGAAUUCAAGACCCAGUCGGGACAAGAUGCUGGAUCGCCGCCUGCGACCAAGAAGAAAAACCGCAAGUCCAAGAACAGUGGAAAAAAGCACUAAACAUGCCCCAGCGAAGUUGUGGUGUCUACAGGAAAAGCAAGGAGCAAUAGGAAACAAACAGAUAGCACAUCAGGAAACAGAUUUAUAGACAGUCUACUUGUUCUCGAGUGCCGAACUCUGUUCUACUUGA
Phytophthora nicotianae INRA-310 is the source of this 4130-nucleotide messenger RNA. RefSeq lists its product as hypothetical. Gene Ontology annotation, cellular component: cytoplasm. Gene Ontology annotation, molecular function: protein binding. Gene Ontology annotation, biological process: organelle organization. Bases 86 to 4000 code for a protein of 1304 amino acids. The record is from RefSeq and is a predicted model, not a curated record. The transcript has a single exon. NCBI's taxonomy places the organism in Eukaryota, Oomycota, Peronosporomycetes, Peronosporales, Peronosporaceae.